This is a messenger RNA of Vitis vinifera (wine grape), 1695 nucleotides long. Its product is annotated as F-box protein At1g10780. The record is from RefSeq and is a predicted model, not a curated record. NCBI's taxonomy places the organism in Eukaryota, Viridiplantae, Streptophyta, Magnoliopsida, Vitales, Vitaceae. Gene Ontology annotation, molecular function: protein binding. Bases 234 to 1502 code for a protein of 422 amino acids. The transcript is spliced from 4 exons.
UUUGAAACACCCCCACUCAGCCCCCUGCGCGCCCUCUCCUCUCUCUCUCUAGAAAAGUAGAAAACAGUAAAACCCUGACGUUCUUUCUCUAGCCUACUCUACACUCUACAUUUCCACCUGACUCACUCUAUUUCUGCCUUCCCGAGCCCAGGCUCGAUUCCCUCUUUCUCUGUCUCUCUCUAUCACUCCCAUUCUUGGGUUUUUAUUUAACUCACAUUCAGAUUCCAGUUAGAAUGGAAUCUUUACCUGAUGCAAUUGUACAAUAUAUCUUGUGCCACAUGGCAAAUGCCCGGGAUGUGGCAACCUGCACUUGUGUUUCCAAGCGCUGGAAGGACUCGAUGCCUUAUCUUAAGAGCCUCUACUUCCCUCGCAACUCUUUUGACAACCUGACUGGCGCAGACAAUUCUGACAAUGUUGUGUUCAAGAUGAUCUCCUCAAUAGUUAAAUUAGAACAGCUUGUUGUGUACUGCCCUUUCUCUAGUGCUGGCCUUGCUUCAUGGCUAUCAUAUGCAGGCUCAUCACUCCGACAUCUUGAGCUCCGGAUGGACAAUAUUGCUGAGCAUCCGAUUGGUUUUGAGGAUUCCUCAAAACCCUCCAAAUUGGAUUGCAUUGCAUAUGCCAGGAAUUUGGAGUCGCUAAAGCUUUGGGGUGUAUUGAUGACACAUCCCCCCAAAUGGGACUUCUUUCAAAGUCUUCGAAAUCUUGAAAUUGUUGGUGCAAGAUUGGAGGACCCUGCAUUGUCCAAUGCACUCCAGGCUUGCCCAAAUUUGACCCACUUGUUGCUACUUGGUUGCGAAGGAGUGAGAUCAGUUUCAAUCGAAUUGCCACAUUUGGAGCAGUGUAAACUUGACUUUUAUGGUUGGGGUAACUGCUCGCUUUCUGUCAUUUCCCCAAAACUUGAACUCCUUGAGGUACAAGGUUGUAGUUGGAUUCGAGUUCGUGAGACUCAGUACUUAAGGAAUCUCUCCAUUGCCAAUAAUGCUGGGAGGGUCUACAUGGUGGAUUUUGGAAAGCUUGCUUCCCUUGAGUUUUUGUCAAUAAGAGGGGUGCAGUGGUGUUGGGAUGCAAUAAGCAAAAUGCUCCAGUGGGCAAGUGAUGUGAAGCAUCUCUAUAUGAAGGUGGAAUUCACUGGGGAUUUUGAAGCUCUUCUGCCAUUUCCAGAGAUUGACUUUGUUGACUUCUUUAACAGCCAUCCUAAGCUGCAAAAAUUUGACAUCCAUGGAGCCAUGUUUGCUGCUCUUUGCCAGAAGAACAGCCUGAAAAAUGUGGAUUCAAGUUUUGUGAUUCCAUGUCUAGAGGAGGUGCUGGUCACAGUGAGAUCACCAUUAAAUGCUGAACAGAAAAUGAGCACUCUAGAAUCACUACUGAAGUAUGGGAAGAAUUUAAAGAGUAUGGUAAUAAAGAUUCUUCAGAUGAAGAGCAACCAUAGCAGUGUGGAUGAUUUCUUCGAGGACAUAUGCAGGUUCAGGUACAUGAACCGCAAGAUUGUUCGGAUAGAAUAAACAAACAAGGGACACUCCUCUUACCUCAUUCAUGCAGUCCCAAUUCAAAUGGGAAUCAUGCAAUUGCAAUUCAAAUGAUUCCCAUUAGUACUCUGGUUAAACUAUUAACUGCUAAUGUUGUGGUUAAAACUUUUGACCAUUCUUUAAUCAUGAGAUUCAUAACAUGCUUUCAGUUUUCUCUGUGUUCCCUGUU